UUAAAUUUACUUCAGUUCAUUUCAUCAUUCGUGAUUGUGCGUGCAGCGGAGCUGAUUUAUCGGAAUCCCCUCUGCAAAGAGUGUAAUUAAGUGGCUUCGAAUCGAGUGAUAGAACACUUGAAGAUAACCGCGCAACCACUGCGCGCGAUAACCGCCGAGAGUGCUGCGAUCACAACAGCGCGCGCGCAGGUCACAGUCGUGACCGCGGACAAGGCCCGGACAACUCGUUUGCCGAACCCGUCAGCUGAUUUCGGCCAUUCGCAUCGCAUAUCACACAACAUAACUAUGGCGUCGCUGGACUACUCGCAGCUUCCGAUCACGGAAAAGCCUCUCUUCACUCCGCCUGUUGAGGAAGUCGUAGAUGUCCUCUCCCGCGGGCUGAAAUCCAAUUUCGCGACGGUGGAGGUGUCGGCGGCGCCGUGCCCCGACCUCACGCAGCCGCCUUUCUUCCUCACCUCGCCUGGUUUGACUGGCAACGAGAAGCUGGUGGAGAUCGGCGGACCGCCGUACCUGGUGCCGCGCGUGCAGCGCGACAAGCUGUACGACCUGGCGGCGCUGCUGCGGCACCUGCGGCGGGACCCCGCGCUGCUGGCCGGCGCCGGCGCCGGGCCCUGGCCGCACAUCGACGUCAACUGCGAGGGCAUAAUAAACCUGAGCGUGCGCAACGGUACUGUAGAACAGGGCACGCGAAUCGUGUCGGUGGAGCCGGUGGGCGCGCCCAAGGGCCAGAGCGGCUACCUGCAGCGCCGGCUGCCGGCCAGUGAGACCAGGACUGCGUUGCUCGGCAACUACCUUCUUAGCGACGGUCUCCCCGGACAGGUGAUCAAGGUUGUCGCCAAAAAGCGAAUUGGAGAAGCCAAUUUCAUCACGUCGAUAAGAGAAACUUUGAAGAAGCACUAUGGUGAUAAAGUCGUGGGGCUGGGAGGUACGUUCGUGCUGCGCGCGGGCAAGGUGAAGCACCACGUGAUGCCGGACUUCUCGCGCGCGGCGCUGUGCUCCGACGCCGACGUGGACGCCUGGCUGCACUACUUCGACAUGCGCGCGCCGAUUGUACAUGUCGGCACGCUCGUCACCGGCGACCUGGGCCUGGACCUGCGCGUGCAGCACUUCCACGGGUUCAGCGAGCACGGCGACGGCGGCCACUACCACUACGACGUGACGCCCGACGCCGCGCACUACGAGGCCUACUUCGUGCUGGCGCGCGCCGUCGUGCGCGUGGACCCGCCCGCCGACACGCACUCCAUGGGCCGCGACUGACGCCUGACUGAACUGGCCACCUCCGCUCGUCGACUGCUCCUCCAUCAAUCAAUUUAUGACCGAAGCGUGCCGGCCUUUUGAAUUAAACUGAUAUUUUUUUCUCAGACUGCUCCAAAGGUACGUAAGCGAUCCACGAGUUCCUGAUCAAAAUACGAGCCAUAAGGCUGGUUUUAGUGUCACGCGGACCGUCCGGUGCGGACCCGGUGCUAGGGACCGGUUCCUCCGGACUGCAUUACUUUAAAACGCUCCCUAGAAGUUCAUACAGAAUGGCCGUGCGGAGCGAUCCGUACUGACAGUCCGCGUGACACUAAAACCAGCCUAAGAAAUGAAACGCACAUUACAGUGUAACGAUUUUAUUUAUUUUGUUCAUUCGUACGAUAAUGGAAUAAAAUAAUUUUAAUUACAAAAAAUAUGGCUUCUAUUUACAAUAUCCGAUGGGGGAAUUGUUGCGGACUUUUUUUCGGAGCAUUGCGGCUACCUCUUUGCCAUUUAUUUACUGUCGCACACGCCAGCGCAGCGUUCACAUCUCGCUGCGAGAAGAUUCGACCGAACCAGUGUGUAGCCAGCGAGCGCGAUGGCGAUCAGAUGUCGUGUAUGAAUUUGUAGCGAUGAGUUCACAUCUAUGCCCGCGCAGUGAUCGCCAUCACAUACAUAUGGUUUGGCCGAAGCUUUAGAAGGAUGGAUAGACGCGAAAACGGCCCAAAGUUAGCUUCGCUGGUACGGAUGCGAUACGGUUUGAAAUAAAUUUUAUGGAGAUAUAAAUACUGUGAUAUUAUAAUCACGUGAAAUACAUAGUCUGUACGCGCAAGAGUAUCUCUUCGAAGGGAGAGGUGCGUAUUUAAAUAGCAUAAUUUUAUUUGAGCUCUUAGCGUGAAAUUCCUGCGGGUACAGAAGGUACUACAUACAUUAAUUUAAACAUGCACCUUUUAUAUUAUUACAUAGGGGGGGAGAAAGUGAACCUAUGUAAUUCCUUAAUAAUUUUAUAAAACAGCUCAUUUUCUGUGUAAAGUAAGGAACUACAUAGCUUCAUAUUCAAUUUGUCUUCGCAUAAAUUAAUUUCUUGCACCAUAAAAUACUAAUAAUAGAAAAGACAUUACAACUUUAAAAUCACAAAAAGGAGUAAAAUAUGUAUUUUAUCGAAAAUCAUCAUAAAAUAUGUAUCAAUAGAGGAUUUUCAAACGCAAAUAAUCAGUAAUCAAUAUACAUAAUAAAUCUUAAAUUACAUGAGACACCUAAGUGAUACAAAAAUAAAGUAUUACACAGCCCGUGUUGUUGCUAGCAAUCUACGAGUAAGGUUUGAGACUAACCGAGACGUCGGUGGCCGGCAGAUUACUGGCGCUUUAGUGAAAGAUUCAAAGCUUUGCUAGUCGCCUCCCUCACUGAAGUGCCAAUAAAAAGUUGGACACAAGUCUUCAUAAUUCUAUCACUUACUUUUUUUUUUUGCUUUAUCUUAAGCUUUUAAUUCUUUCACAGUCGUAAACAUACAAUGAUAAACAAUUUUGAAUUAAUAAAAAGAGAAUUCCAAAAUAUGCAUUACUAAUGAUAAAAUAUGAUAUGUAAAAAUAAUUAUGUAGAGAUUUUGCGACUUAUAAAUUAAUAUAAUAAAGCGUUUUGAGUGCAAUAAUACAUAGACGUUAAGGAAAAUAAUUUUAAGCUCAAGGUUUUUUUACAUCACUAAUAAUAAUUAUGGUUACGCAUUUUUUGUAUUUGUCGCUAAAUGACCUUUACGCGAAUAAGGAUACGCGCGUCCCCUUUCGAACACGCAGGAACGAUUCCGAUUGUGUUAUGUACUAUUACAGUUCAGACCUAAUAUGAGUAACAUGCAUAUUUCGGGAAUAUUGCGAAAAUUCCCGAAUAAUGGGAUUUUUAUUGUAACAUGUUGCACAUGUCCAAAACUAGAAAGCCUACUAUGAAGGAACUGCGCGUUGUAAGUAUUGAAUCGGAGAAGAGCAACACCCCGAUCGACAAUUUUUUGAUGUUUGUUUACUCUCACUCGCACUUGUAUACGAAAGUGAAGGAGAGCAAAUUUUUUUACACUUCAGAAGCAAAAAUUUAGUGCGUUGUAGUCGGCAAGACGCAUUUGUGUAGCUUUAACGCCUCGUAUGCCUGCUGAGCAUUGAUCGACAAGACACAAUGGCAUUCGCAUUGUUGUCCGGAAUCUCAGCAUACUAAGUAUAAAUUACGAGUCGCUUAAUAGUUAAGUAAUUAAGCACUUUUUAAUAUUCAGAAUUUUAGACGAUAAAUCAGUUAAUAAAUAGAAAACAUUAUUGUAGCGACUCGGGGGAAUUUUUGCGUACAUGGUGUGUUUCACCGCAACGUUU
This is a messenger RNA of Ostrinia furnacalis (Asian corn borer), 3578 nucleotides long. RefSeq names its product ester hydrolase C11orf54 homolog. The record is from RefSeq and is a predicted model, not a curated record. Bases 286 to 1257 code for a protein of 323 amino acids. The transcript has 9 exons. Gene Ontology annotation, cellular component: nucleus. Gene Ontology annotation, molecular function: zinc ion binding; hydrolase activity, acting on ester bonds. NCBI's taxonomy places the organism in Eukaryota, Metazoa, Arthropoda, Insecta, Lepidoptera, Crambidae.